Aphidius gifuensis is the source of this 923-nucleotide messenger RNA. RefSeq lists its product as uncharacterized. The record is from RefSeq and is a predicted model, not a curated record. Lineage: Eukaryota; Metazoa; Arthropoda; Insecta; Hymenoptera; Braconidae. Bases 47 to 778 code for a protein of 243 amino acids. The transcript has 2 exons.
UUGUGAAAAAUUGAGUAAAAAUAAAAAAUUAAAUAAUCAAAAAAUAAUGGAAUGGACACGUGGAGAAAUAUUAAAAUUAUUAAAAGAAUAUAAAAAUAGACGUGUUUUGUGGGAUUGGAAUUGUCAUGGUUAUCGUGAUCGUACAAAACGUAAAUAUGCUAUUAAAGAACUUGCUGAUUUAUUUCAUUGUAAUACACUUGAAAUUGAAAAAAAAAUAACAAAUUUAAAAUGUCAAUAUUCACGUGAAGUACAUAAAAUACAAAAUAGCUGUAAAAAUCAGCUAAAUACUGAUGAUAUUUAUCAAUCAAAAUGGUUUGCAUAUAAAUCAAUGGAAUUUUUACAAUUUGGAACAAGAAAAUGCAAAAAGAAACCUGAGGAAGAACAACAAGAGGAAGAAUAUCUUGUCAGUGAUAUUGAUCCAGAAAGUAUAAAAUACAUUGAUUUUAAUGAUGAUACAAAUGUAUCUGAAAGUGAAUCAUGUAAUAAGUCAUCAAAUGAAGAUUUUAAUAAUGAAAAUUCAAUUUUACAAGCAUCACAACUUCACAAUAUAUCAAUGAAUAACAAUGAUUAUUCAAAAAUAAAUAAUGAUGAAAAAUUAAAUAAUGAAAAUGACAUUGAUUGUAAUAAAAUUAAAGAAGAAUUUAUUAAAUUUGGGGAGAGCAUUGCUUGUCAACUCUCAAAGAUACCAGAUUCAUACUCAAGAUCAGUUGCUAAAUUAAAAAUUAAUCAAAUAAUUUUCGAAGCUGAAAUUGGAAUUUAUGCACAAGAUAAUCAUUAAUUUAAAAUAAUUACUAUUACCUUUUUUUUACAAUUAAUAGAUUUAUAUAGUUUUAAGAAUAUUAUUGUGAUUUUAUAAAUAUAAAUAGCUAUAAACAAGAAAAUUAAACAAAAAAAAAAUCACAUAUUUUUGAUAGUGAUGAUAC